GUGACCGGUCAGAUUUGGGGGUAAGUGAAGCAGCAUGAGGCAGACAGGAAGGAAGGAGCCAUCAGCUGUCAUGGAGGCUGGAGCCCUCCUUCGGCCGGUUGCUAAUAAUGUUGUUAGGCGCUGCUCCUGAGUGACCUAGUUUCUGUUGUGCGGCUCAGCGCUAUGUCUGUCUCACUCCCAUCCAGAGGCCGUAGGAGGAGAAGGAGGAGGAGCAGCAGCCGCCAGACUGAGCACAGCUGCGAGUUACACAAGUGCCGGCGGACGCCUCUCCCGCACUGAAUGUGACAUUGGAGUUGCAGGUGCGCUCGCUGCUCCCGCUCUGGUCGUUGCUGCCUCCUCCUCACACCGCUGCCCGCCUCCCCGGAUACUUUUUUGGGGGGCUCCUGGAUCAAGAUGUCAUGUUGAGAUUGAGAAUUGUGGCUCCCUGCCUCUUGGAUUUAUUCCUCGGACUGAGAGAAGAAGCCGGGGUCGUGGCAUGGCACAGCGCCCCUCUAACUCAUCCUGCUGACCAGGAAUCCUGUGUUGAAUAAACGAGCUGAUGGAUGAAGAUGAGAAAGAGAGAACAAAGAGGGCAUCACGCAACAAAUCUGAGAAGAAGAGAAGAGACCAGUUUAAUGUCCUCAUCAAAGAACUCUGUACCAUGUUACAGGGCCAUGGACAGCCACUUAAGAUGGUCAAGACCACAAUAUUGCAAAAGACAAUCGAUUUCUUACAAAAGCAGAAAGAAAUCACAGCACAGACUGAAGCCUGUGAGAUUCGACAAGACUGGAAACCUUCUUUUCUUAGCAAUGAGGAGUUUACUCAGUUGAUGUUAGAGGCUUUGGAUGGCUUUCUGAUAGCGCUUAACACUGAUGGGAUUAUAAUUUAUGUGUCAGACAGUGUUUCAUCCCUUCUCGGUCAUUUACCGUCAGAUAUGGUGGACCAAAAUAUAUUAAAUUUUCUGCCGGAGCGGGAACAGGCGGAGGUGCUGAAACUUUUGGCAUCACACAUUCUCAUGACAGAGCCGAUCAUUCCUGAAUAUUUCAACAAUGAGAAACAAGUGGAAUUUUGCUGUCAUUUAGCAAGAGGAAGCCUGAAUCCCAAUGAGCCCCGGAUGUAUGAGUUUGUCAAAUUCGUUGUAGAUUUUAAAUUCUGUAAUAAUGUGCCUACAUCCUCCUAUAAUGGGUUUGAGUCAGCUGUGGCAAGGGCAUUCCGGUCAGGCAAUGAGGAACAGAUAUGCCUGGUGGCCACUGUACGGUUGGUGACACCGCAAUUUCUAAAGGAGCUUUGCAAUAUAGAAGAACCUUGCGAAGAAUUUACAUCACGACACAGCCUGGAGUGGAAAUUCCUCUUCCUGGACCACAGGGCUCCACCUAUAAUUGGCUACUUACCUUUCGAAGUGCUUGGGACAUCAGGGUAUGAUUAUUACCAUGCAGAAGACCUGGAGCUCUUAGCAAAGUGCCAUGAACAAUUGAUACAGUGCGGGAAGGGCAAGUCCUGUUAUUAUAGGUUUCUAACCAAGGGCCAACAGUGGAUCUGGCUCCAGACUCACUACUUCAUCACGUACCACCAGUGGAAUUCCAAGCCUGAGUUUAUUGUUUGUACACACACUGUCGUCAGCUAUGCUGAAGUUCGAGCAGAGAAAAGGAGAGACCUUGGGUUGGAGGAAUCAGCUCUUGAGUUAUCAGAAACUUCAAUGAAGCCCCAAAAUACUUACUUAGCGAUCAAACACACAAAUCAAGAAGCCAGCAGAGAAAUGAUGUCUGUCUCAUCCCACAGCUCUCGAAUAUCCUCCCGCACAGCACUAUCCGACUCCGCCUCCACAUCGUCCAUGCGAAUUACAGAAGCCAGUACAUCAUCCCGGCGCUCUCUGUCUGUGAACCAGCAAGAGAAUCCCCAGAACAGAAUGGCUCCCAAUUCAAACCAGUCAAUAGGAACGACUCAAGUCUCAUCAGGAAAUCUGUCUCAACAUCAUGUUGUUCAUUCUACAGUUCCAACUCAACAGGCAAUUAUGCCUGUUUACCAUUAUCCAAGUCCGGCCCAGUUUGAGAUAGAAGAACAUAUGAAGGAGCAGCUACAAGAGAGAACUCGGAUGUUACAGGAUGACAUCCGAACCCAGCAGAUGGAGCUGGAUGUGAUCAAGGAGCAGCUUCAGAGAAUAGAUGAUUCUAAUCAGCAGCUGCCGCAACCAAUCCCUAUGGGAUACAGCAAUUUAGAACACCAACCAGAUCCUAGGAGGGUGUCUCAUCAGCCAUCUGGGGAGCCCAGGCACAGUGUGGACUCAACAAAGAAGUCUCAGAGCAUGAUGGCAGCUAAACGUUUCUGUGUGUCCAGUGUAGCUGUUCAGCACCAGUAUCGGACUACUGCACAGAAUACACAGCAUCAGCAAACUCAGCAGCCGCCACUACAGCAGCAUUUACAGCAGAGUCCUCUGCAGCAACAACAGAAUGCUUUACAGCAACAACAGGAUGCUCUGCAGCAACAACAGAAUGAUCUGCAGCAACAACAGGAUGAUCUGCAGCAACAACAGGAUGCUCUGCAGCAACGGCGGCAGCAACAGUUACAGCAAAAACAGCAGCUGCAGCUACAAAAACAACAGCUACAAAAACAGCAACAGCAACUACAUAAGCAGCAGCAGCUACAGAAGCAAAACCAAAUUCAGAUACAUCAGCAACAAAGGCUAAUAAGAGGCAAUCAGUCACAGCAGACAGUGACUCUGCCUGUCCAGACUUCUAAUAACAUUGUAAUGCCACUUUACAGCAACGCAAUGUUCUCUCAGGCACAUCCCACUGUUGUCACUUCAAGGGUUCCAGCUGAGACCAGGGAUCGGCAACAAGCAACUGAGUACAAACAAGACAGGCACUUAAGGUUUGACCAGGAGCAGCAACUGCAGCCUCCCUCAUUACACAUGCAGCCAAUCACAUGCAGUACUGUGAUUGCAGUGCAACCUCCUCCAGCCUAUACACCAUCGGUCAUGAUCCCGCAUUCCAGUUUCAGCACUCAGCAAAGCCAUCUGUCAGUCCAUGUGCACAAAUGCCAGCAGCAGCAACAGGUCCAGCCACAGCAUCUGUAUCUUCAGAUGCAGACGUCGGAGACUGUACAAACUGCACAUGCUCAACACAUUUUCCAGCAGCCACACAUGUCGCAGCAAAGCACGAUGGGGUAUUUUUUACAUCCUCAGCAACAAAACCAAUCUGGGAACAUGGCUGACCUACCUGAGAUGCAGCUCCCAUGAUGCAUCAACAAGAAGUGACAAUCAGACCUCAGGGACAGCAGAUGUGUCAGAAAGAGAAAGGCCUCCCAAAAUUUCUUGCAUAGAGAAAGCUCUUCCGUCCCACAGCUACAGAGGACACUAAGACAGAUGAGUGAAUUCACUGGACAGAAACUACACAUUGAAGGCCAAAAUGUUACUACUGCUUGACACAGGGCAUGGAAUUUGAAGCCAACCCCUUCACCCUACAUCCCAGCUGCAGUUGGGCACAAUGAGAAUGUGUGUUCCAGUGUUACAAUCAUAUACACAACUGAUAAGUCAGGGGCUUUUAUUGGUGUUGUCUGCCAAAGCUACUCAAGCAUGUGACUAUUUUAUUGAUACCCUAUUACUGACUUACUGCAAAUGAUAAUACUUGGUAGUAACAUUGUAUUUCUUCCUACUGGUUUUUGUUUGACUCAUUGCAGAGCAAUGCAUUGUAAGUCAUACUGGCCAAAAAACCCUACAUUUAUUUAAUGAAGUGCACAGAAUUGCAGCAGCACUGGAAUUGUUCCUACUCGGUCCUGCAUUGAUAUGUGCCCCAUAUAUUUAUGUAUACAUAUGUAGAACAAUGAGCAGCACCCUUUUCCUUCCACCAAAUACUUAUUCAAACAUUGCUACACGUUUAAAGGACAAGGAAAACAAAUUCACUUAGGGGUGCUGAUAUAUUAGAAUCCCCUUGCCAGCAAAUUGAAAAGUAGUUGCGCAACACUCUUCACAAUUGUAAGUUGUAAAAGUUGGCCAUAGACUAACAGAUAAUAUCGUACGAAACAAAUUUUCGUACGAUAUUCUGUGCGUGUAUUGUGG
Molecule: messenger RNA, 4033 nt
Organism: Xenopus laevis (African clawed frog)
Lineage: Eukaryota; Metazoa; Chordata; Amphibia; Anura; Pipidae
Gene: pasd1.S
Product: PAS domain containing 1 S homeolog
Exons: 20
Coding region: 539-3214 (891 amino acids)
Source: RefSeq, a predicted model, not a curated record